This is a messenger RNA of Emiliania huxleyi CCMP1516, 438 nucleotides long. RefSeq lists its product as hypothetical. NCBI's taxonomy places the organism in Eukaryota, Haptophyta, Isochrysidales, Noelaerhabdaceae. The record is from RefSeq and is a predicted model, not a curated record. The coding region runs from base 1 to 438 and encodes 145 amino acids. The transcript has 8 exons.
AUGGCUGCUCGAGCGGCGGCGCUGGACGGGCUGAAGGUCCACCGGUGGGGCGGGCCGAUGAGCGCCGACGCGAUGCCCUCCGCCCGGUGGGGCAGCUCCGCAGCCCCGACCCUCGGCUGCCUGCUGCGCGCGCUCUUCGCUCCGUCGGCCUGGCUCGCGGCGGCGGUGGAGGCGCGGCGGAGGGAGCUCUUUGGCGACGGCGCCGCUGGCACCGCCUUUCGGCCCGGCACCGUGCCCACCACCGACAGGCGCAUGACCGUUGACGGCGCCGUCAGCGUCAACCCGGUGUUCCAGCACAACUUCACGCGCGAGAGCGUGCAGGACAUCUUCGUGAUGCUUGCCCACUCGCGCUGCUUCCACCACGCCAGUUCCAAUUUUGCCACCACUGUACUCGCGUUCGCGCCGCCGGGCGCCUGCCACGGGCACUAUUCGCUCUAA